Molecule: messenger RNA, 1491 nt
Organism: Iphiclides podalirius (scarce swallowtail)
Lineage: Eukaryota; Metazoa; Arthropoda; Insecta; Lepidoptera; Papilionidae
Source: the annotation of a GenBank genome assembly
AUGACAAAUCUGAAAUCGUUUAAAGUGGUAAAACAAGUGAGAUAUGCAUCACAACUUCUACCGCAACUUUCUUCAGAAAAGUAUAAAGUGACAAGAAAGCUAUUCGGGCACAUACGGUCGUCGGACAUAGAUUACUUUAAGGAAAUUUUAAGUGCGGACCGUGUAUUGACCGAAGAAAGCGAUGUCCUGCCGUACAAUAUAGAUUGGAUAAAAAAUUGCCGAGGCCAAUCAAAAUUGGUUCUCAAACCGAAGACAACACAAGAAGUUUCCUUUAUUCUCAAAUACUGCAACGAAAAACGUUUAGCAGUAUGUCCGCAGGGCGGUAAUACAGGCCUUGUUGGUGGGUCGGUCCCGGUCUUUGACGAAAUAGUCCUCAGUUUUGGACUUAUGAACAAAAUAAUCAGUUUGGAUGAAUUAUCAGGUGUUUUAGUUUGUGAAACGGGUUGCGUAUUGGAGAAUCUAGAUAAUUAUGUGAGAGAGCGUAAGCUUAUUAUGCCUCUAGAUCUAGGGGCAAAAGGUUCGUGUCAAAUCGGAGGUAACGUUAGCACAAACGCUGGUGGGCUUCGAUUAUUGCGUUAUGGUAAUCUCCACGGUUCGGUGCUAGGAGUUGAGGCGGUAAAAGCCGAUGGGACUGUAAUAGAUUGCCUGAGAACCCUCAAAAAGGACAACACUGGGUAUCACCUGAAGCACUUGUUCAUUGGCUCUGAAGGGACUCUAGGAGUGGUGACGAAAGUCGCUAUCCAUUGUCCCGCGCUACCAAAAGCGGUUUCAGUUGGAUUCUUCGGGGUCGAGAAUUUCAAUAAUAUACUUCGUUUAUACGCAAGCGCUAAAUCAUCCCUUGGUGAAAUUUUAUCAGCUUUUGAAAUGGCAGACAACGACUCAAUAAGUUCUACGGUGAAAAACUUAAAGCUUCCAAAUCCGAUAUCGGAUUAUCCGUUUUAUGUGCUGGUGGAAACCAGCGGCAGUGACGAGGCACAUGACGCCGAGAAGCUUACUCGAUUCCUCGAAAAGGAAAUGGAUAGCGGUCUAAUAAUGGACGGAACUGUCACGUCGGAACCAGCUAAAAUGCAGACAAUUUGGAAUCUUCGCGAGAAUAUAGCUAGCGCCGGUCUUCUAGACGGUUAUGUCUUCAAAUACGACGUAUCUUUGCCUCUAACCAGCUACUACAACCUCGUUCCGUUACUAAGACAAAAAUUGGGCCCAAUGGCAACCAAAGUUUAUGGAUACGGGCAUGUCGGUGAUGGAAAUAUUCACAUUAAUGUCACGGUACCGAAGUACAGUAAAGAAGUGUCAUCAAUGUUGGAGCCUUUUAUUUUCGAAGAAGUUGCCAAGUUAAGAGGCUCAAUCAGUGCAGAACACGGUGUGGGCUUCCGUAAACCACAUUAUAUCCACUACAGCAAAGAUGCGACCGCCCUCCUACUCAUGAACCAGUUGAAACAACUUAUGGACCCAAAUGGCAUUCUUAACCCCUAUAAAGUUCUACCAGAUGUU